GGGCCAGCAGUAACUAAACACUUUAUUUGGGUCCGAGGGGAGCAGGGCAGGCAGGUGACGAGAGGCACCGCAAGUAGUUUUUGGACCCAAAAUAUGACGUGCUUGUUGUUGCUGUUAUUGGGGAGCCCGUGGCAUGGUGUACGUGUACUUGCAACCCUCAAGCGACUUACCUACAACAUCUCGGCCUCAACCUCAACCCACAACUGCAGCAGUGCAGCAGUUACAACACUAAAUAAGGAUAUCAGCAACUUUUGGCCAAUAAUAUGUAACUGAAAAGAUUAAAAAGUCAAUGAAGAGUUAUUAAACACGUUAUGUAAAAGAUUAACUAUUUCGCGUACCUUAUUUUAGAAUUACCAUUUGUCUCCGUCCAAUACUUAACGAAGAAGCCCUUCACAAUUCUACUGCUCUAAGGACAAACUCUUCCACAACAAAAUCGAUGCCCCACUGCCACAUAAUGGUCUAUAUGAGAAUUGUAUUGACCACCUUGGUGACCAUCACAUGCCUGUUGGGCGACAAUUUCGUGGAGCUAACACAGCAUCCAUUGCUAAAGGCCCUGGCCGACAAUGCAACUCAUGCUGCCAUUGGAGCCCUCACGGGCAUAGCUUUUGCCGUGCAAUUCUAUGAGAGGACAAGCCAACUGUUUGGCUGGAUAUUGAUUUUCACCUGCUUUGUUGUGUCAUCGUUCAUUGACUUGGAUCAUUUUGUGGAGGCACGUUCAUUGUACUUGGAAGAUGCCACAAAUCUGUCGCGACGUCCUUUUCUACAUUGCUCGAGCAUCGUGCUAAUUAUGCUAUUCUUCUUUUUAUGCACCGCGUGCCUGAAUUACUUUCGCACCAGCCUGAUGCUGGGUGCUCUACUCUGUGCCUUCAUUACCCAUCACACACGCGAUGCAGUGCGUCGUGGCUAUUGGUUCUGCCCCAUUGGCCACACGGAUCGUAUACCCCAGUUGGCCUAUAUAUUGACAACCAUAUUGACGCCCCAUGUCCUGGGCUAUCUCCAUGCCAUUUGCCGUAGUCCAAUUGUUCUCAAUUUCGUGGGGCAAUAUGUUAAGCUAAGUGAAAGUAAUUAUCGUAGUGGCGGGGGGAUCAACAGUUAUAGAUAUAUGCAGGUAUAAAAUACUCUACAACAAUUAUCAUCAAAUGCUUUACUAGGGCUGCUUUAAGCACAAUUAGCUAUAGUCCUUUUUUUAGGAAAUCAAAUACAACUUACAGGAUUAAAAAACAAUUACAUACAUAAAUAUGUAUAUGUACUUCCACACAAAUUUUAUAAAAAUUCAUGACAGUACCUCUUAGGAUUAUAAUUAUAUUAUAUUAAUAAUAAUUUAACUAAUAGAAUUCAAAAUCAAAUAAUAUCCAAAUUUUGUGAUAUUUUUAAACUUAAGCAAUUUAUAUUAUAGAUUUAGACAAAAACAGAAAAUCCAAAAUCAAGCCCUAACUAACUAGUUUAAAGCAUAGCGCACAACAGCAAGAACAACAACAACAACUAAAUAACUAGUAAAACUAAUCAACAAUCAAUUUUUCAAUACUUCCUAAAUUUAUAGUAGAAAAGAAAUACCAAAAAUAUAAAUGCAAAUUUAUUUAUUUAAGACAAUUUUAAUUCCAUUAAAUGAAUUUAAGAUAUAAUAAAUUAUUCAUAUUUAAUCCAAAUAAAGGCCAAGUAAAUAAAGGAUAAAGGCUUUUUAUAUGA
This is a messenger RNA of Drosophila willistoni, 1686 nucleotides long. Its product is annotated as transmembrane protein 267. The coding region runs from base 437 to 1114 and encodes 225 amino acids. NCBI's taxonomy places the organism in Eukaryota, Metazoa, Arthropoda, Insecta, Diptera, Drosophilidae. The record is from RefSeq and is a predicted model, not a curated record. The transcript is spliced from 5 exons.